Molecule: messenger RNA, 2406 nt
Organism: Leishmania mexicana MHOM/GT/2001/U1103
Lineage: Eukaryota; Euglenozoa; Kinetoplastea; Trypanosomatida; Trypanosomatidae
Product: minchromosome maintenance (MCM) complex subunit,putative
Exons: 1
Coding region: 1-2406 (801 amino acids)
Biological process (GO): DNA replication; double-strand break repair via break-induced replication; DNA replication initiation
Cellular component (GO): nucleus; MCM complex
Molecular function (GO): ATP binding; single-stranded DNA helicase activity; single-stranded DNA binding
Source: RefSeq, a predicted model, not a curated record
AUGCAGUCAGACCUUGGCACCAUUCACGUCACGAACUUCCACGGCAGCGGCGCGCUGUCUGGUGACGGCUACAAUGCCAGUGGCAGCGUGGAUGGCGACAGCGAGGCGGGCACGGACAUCCGCCUCCUCGCCAAGGAGUUCGUGACUCAGUUUCGCAUCCAUCACGAGUUUCUGUACAUGGACAUGCUGCGGAGCAACUUGUCGGCUGGGCUGCACUACGUGGAGUUCCAGAUGCUGCACCUCCAGCAGUUCAGCGGCGUGCUCUUUGGAGCAGUGCAGCACAACCCCACCCGCGCACUGCCGCUGAUGGAGCACGCCGUGUGGGAGCUGGCGCAGGAGCGCAAGCUGUUCCCUGCCUACAGUCGCGGGACGACGAUUCAGGUGCAGCUCUUCUGGGGCGUGCCACCGAUGGCACUGCGCAACCUCGCCCAGGCCGCCGUGGCGCAGCUGGUGAGCGUGAGCGGCAUUGUCGUCAAGUCCAGCUCCACACAUGCUCGCUGUGUCCGGGCGGCUAUCCAAUGUACGAGCUGUCGAAGCAAGGCCUACAUCAACGGCGGGCGGUCGAUCGAUCUGCCUCCGCAGUGCAUGGAAAACAGCGGCCGCGGUGGGGCCGGUGGUGGCGGAGGUACGUCCUCCGGCAAGUGCCGGCCGAACCCCUACGUGCUUCUCCCAAUGGAGUGCGAGUACGAGGACCAGCAGAUCGUCAAGCUGCAGGAGCUUCCCGAAGACGUGCCGACCGGUGAACUGCCGCGACACCUGACGGUGGUGGUGGAUCGCUACUUAGUUGACCGCAUCAGCCCUGGCUCCCGCGUCCAGAUCGUCGGCGUCGUCUCGGUUCAGGAGAAGCGUGGUGGCUUCGACAACGCACGUGGCGGAGGCCGUGGUCGCGCGGCGCCUGGCUUGCGUGCGCAGUACCUGCGCUGUGUCGGUCUCAUGUUCCGCACUACGCAGGAUGCCAGCUGCGCAGUGGUGAGCGUGAACCAGAACUUCUCCUCUCGUGUGCGAUCUCGCUCAACCAUGACGUGGCAGCCGGAGGAGGAGGCAUCCUUCAAGGCCUUCGCGAAGCAGGGGGACGUGUUCCAGAAGCUCUCUGCCAGCAUCGACCCCGCCAUCUUUGGGCUGGAGGAUCAGAAGAAGGCAAUUGUGUGCCUCCUGUUCGGCGGCACGCGCAAGCGCAUCGGCAGCAACUUCCUGCGCGGCGACAUGAACGUCCUCUUCAUUGGUGACCCGUCGACGGCCAAGUCGCAGCUGCUGAAGUUUGUAGAGAAGGUGGCCCCGAUCGGCAUCUACACCUCUGGCAAGGGCAGCAGUGCCGCCGGCCUCACCGCGUCCGUCAUCUCGAACGGAAACGGCGACUUUGUUCUCGAGGCGGGGUCGAUGGUGCUGGCCGACGGCGGCGUCGUGUGCAUUGACGAGUUCGACAAGAUGCGAGAACAGGAUCAAGUGGCCAUCCACGAGGCGAUGGAGCAGCAGACCAUCUCCAUCGCCAAGGCGAAUAUGACGACAAUGCUAAACAGCCGCACGUCGGUGCUGGCGGCUGCGAACCCGACGCUCGGUAGCUACGACCCUCUGCGCUCCAACGAGGACCAGAUGGACUUCCAGAGCUCCAUCCUGUCCCGCUUUGACCUCAUUUUUAAGGUGAUUGAUCCCCGCAACCCCGAGACGGAUCAGCGGCUGGCUCACCACGUCAUCUCGCUCCACAAGAGCGCCAACGGCAGCGGCGGGCGACGCGGCGGUGGUCGUGCGGGUGCGUCCGCCUCCGCUGGUAGCGGUGCGGCGGGUUCUGCGGCGCAGAGUAACCAUGGCGAAGUGGUGGAGCGCUGCUUCGUUACCAAGUACAUCUCCUACGCCCGCGCCACCUGCCGCCCGGUCAUCUCAGAGGAGGCGAUGAAGGUGCUACUCGACUUCUACGUUCAGGUGCGCCGAGACGCACAUCAGCAAACCCUCGCGACGAUUGGCGGCAUGAGCAGCGGCAACGGCAGCGCGGCAGGCGGUGGUGGCUCGAGCAGCAACAAGACGCCUAUCAUCCAGAUCACAGCCCGGCAGCUGGAGAGCCUCGUGCGCAUUACAGAGUCGAUGGCCCGGAUGCGGCUUGACGUGCUCGCCAGCCGCAGCGACGCCGAAGAGGCCAUCAAGCUCUUUAAAAUCGCCACCGUCGACGCCAUCAAGAGCGGUGUGGCGGAUCAAAUCCUGACGGAGGCACAGAGUGAGCUUGUCCUGCGCGUGGAGGAGGCGCUGCGCCGCCGCGUUGCGCUCGGGGCCACGGUCGAGCACCACCGCCUCCUGUCGGAGCUCGCACGCAUGGGUUUCGACGCCAAACUCGUGGAGCGUGCCUUGUACGCGAUGGUGAAGCGGGAGGAGCUGGAGUGGCGCAAGCAGCGCACUCUGCUGCACCGUGUGAGAUGA